AGCCCAGUAUCGACAUCUUACCAAUCAGUCUUGGGUAUCAGUUACAUCCCACUACAUUCGUUAAUAAGUGUCUAUCACAUCAGCCGCAGAAUCAUCGCCAAGAUGCCUCUCCCUUUGGAAGAGCAGGUUGCCCUCAUUCUCAAGGGCAACCCCGGGGAGAAGCCGGAAUUCUGGGAAGCAGUGCUGAGAAAGCUGGUUACACUUUUGCCACGCACCGAUCGAGAUGCGCUCGCUUGCAUUUCUGGUCAAUUUGCUGUUGCUGCUAGAGACCCAUCAUGGAGAGAAGUCAUUGGGAAGUCGGGGCUUCUGUCAUUCCUUCUGGACACUGUUCCCGUCUACUAUGACGGUGUCUUUCAAGGGUCUCAUCCACUCAACAAACAGGCUUUGAGGGUUAUUGCCAAUGCCUGUGUUGACAAUGAUGAGAACAGAAAGGUCGUGGUCGCCUCUGGCAAGCUGACAAACAUGCUCAAGAUGUUUCUCUCUGAGGACCACCUUCUCCCUUUUGCCGUCAUCACCAUGCUCAACGUCUGCGUAGAUUACAGCUCAGCCCAACUCCAAGUCUCCAACGCAGCACUAAGCAAAGUCCUCAUCGACCUCAUCUCCGGCGAACGCCUCCGAGCAUGCGAGGCCCACCUCACCCAAAUCAUGACCGUCCUUGAACUCCUCACAAACCAUGAAUCUGAGUUCAAAAUCUGCUACCCCCGCACCCCCGCCGCCCUCCUCACCCUGGCCAUCAACAAAGAGAACCGCCUCUCGUCCCCCCUCGAUCGGGAAAUCUUCUUGUCGAUCUGCACCUCUGCCCUCUCCUACCUCGUCAAUAGAGGCCUCCAGAUGUUUUUUAUCCAAAACAAGCACUUUAGGCUAUUGCAAGAAGCGUUUUUGCAGUCGUAUAUCAGGUUUGAGACCGCGGGGGAGGAUGUAGAAGAGGAGACGAAGCAGCAGCUGAAGCAAGUUCAGCAUGGAUUUGUGACGCUCUUUGCGGAUAUUACCGACGUGGAAGGGUUUGGGGAUGUGUAUGGGAUUGAUAGUGAGGAGGUGGGGACGUUGGUGGGGUGGUUGGAAUUGGAGAAGUUCCCUCAGUUGCAGAACGCGGCUUGUUUGGCGUUGGGGAAUUUGGGGAGGAGUGAUGAGUCGACUAAGAAGUUGUUGCCGAGAGUUGGUGAAGGGAUGGUGAAAAUUUUGGGGAGGUCAGUUCCCGGGAAGGUGAGGCAGGGAGAGCGGCCGAGCUUGCAGCUGACGCAUGCUGCGUUGGGGUUUGCGAAGAACUUGGCUAUCCCGGCGGCGAAUAAACCGGUGUUGGGGGAGAUGUUGUUGAAGAGUGGCAUUUUGGCUGGGUUGUGGGAGGGGUUUGGGAAUAGUCAGCCGAGUAUGAUGUUUGCUGCUGUGAGCUUGGGGAGGUUGUUGCUUGUGGGGUGUAGGGAGAAUGUGAGGUUAGUUUGCAAGCCGGUGUCGAUUGCCUCUGACGAAAAGGAUGAGAACGGCCUGGCUUCAGCGGAGUCAUCUUCUCAGGGGGGGACGGCAACAUACAGGACGAACCUUGACCUGUUGUACCGCUCGGCUACUGGCUCUCCAAACGAGGAUCCUACCAAGCUUGAGGCUGCCAGGGCGGUGGUUUCGGCGGUUUGUAGAGUCUUGUCUCAGGAUCCCGGGGUGUUGGGGUCCUCGGGGGAGCUGGAGGAGUUCUACAAGACACACUCGGACAUUAUUGCUGGGUCGUUUACGACGAUGCUCACGCAGGCAAAGUGGCCGUCUGUCAAGUCGGAUGCAAUUACUGUUUUGGCGCUCAUGGCGAGUCAACACCCUGAGGGGUCCAACAUGGCGCUCAAGGUGGUGGAAGACACGGCAGCGGAAGAGGGGGUCUUGAAGGCGCUUGUGAAGGCUGCGACGGGGGAUGAUGAGAUGGUGGGCAAGUUUCUUGGGACUGGUGACAACAGAGUGGAAGAGCUUGAAGAGGAGAAGCAGGGUAAGAAUGAUGAGGAAAAAGAAACAAAGGAAGUUUCGGAGUUGGUCCAGGGGUUGGGACUGGAACCUCAGCAGGCUAACGCCCAGGCGCAGAAGCAGCCAGAGAGGAUGGUCAAGGUUGACAGGGAGAAUGCCCUAGUGCUGAUAGCUAUGUUGCUAGGGAUGUUCAAAGAUCAGAUGUCACCUGCUAGGAGGAGGCUGGUCGAGGCCGUGCUGGAGAGAGGAGGGGAGUUGGUGGUGAAGGAUAGGGAGGGGACGAGCCAGGUGUAGGAAAUACCUGGGGGAUAUGUGCGCAUGUCUUCGAGACCUCCCACGCCUGGAACCAUGUUGGAGGUGAACACUUGGGGGUCGAACUCCCCGUUUGGCUUGCCUGAGGGGGGACGCUUCUAUUAUCUCGUAUAAAGCCUGGAUGUGUGACUGUUCAGAGUUGAUGGAGGUAUAUCAGUGGCAGUAAACUCCAGAGGGACAACCUGUACAGCGUUGUAACAGCGAAACAUGUAAACAGCAU
Molecule: messenger RNA, 2470 nt
Organism: Podospora pseudopauciseta
Lineage: Eukaryota; Fungi; Ascomycota; Sordariomycetes; Sordariales; Podosporaceae
Exons: 5
Coding region: 103-2232 (709 amino acids)
Biological process (GO): positive regulation of GTPase activity
Cellular component (GO): cytosol
Molecular function (GO): guanyl-nucleotide exchange factor activity
Source: RefSeq, a predicted model, not a curated record